Messenger RNA from Dromiciops gliroides (monito del monte), 1572 nucleotides. RefSeq lists its product as uncharacterized. Lineage: Eukaryota; Metazoa; Chordata; Mammalia; Microbiotheria; Microbiotheriidae. The coding region runs from base 151 to 801 and encodes 216 amino acids. The transcript has 3 exons. The record is from RefSeq and is a predicted model, not a curated record.
GCCACGAACACAUUUAAAACUGGGGACUCAUUUCACUGAGAACUCCUCAGCUUCCCCCAGGCAGGCUGACUCCAACACCAACUCCCUGAUUAAAAGCAAACAUUGCCACCCUCCCCAUCCUCCACUUUCCUCUGCCAACCCCUUCCCUCAAUGGAAAAGACGUGUGAAAAACGUGCCCCGGUUUCCAGCACGGUGCCCAAGCGCCCCCUCCCUCGCUCCUUCCUUCUCAUCUCUUCUCUGCACUGCACCAAGCCAGCCUUUGACGACAUCGCACAGGCUGCAGGAGAAGCGAACCGUUUUCCCCAGACCAAGGAGAGGCGGCAAGCCCUGCAUUUGAGAAUGCAUCCAACAAGGGCCGGCGGGGAGCGGCGCGUCAGGCCUCGAGGAGGAGGCCGAGGCCUGGGCGGGCGCCGACGCCGUGAAAGGCGCCAUGGGCCCGCGGUAAUGUUAGCAGUCGGCGCGCGGAGAUGCCCCCGCCCCUCACUGACAGGCGGCUGCCUUCCUUUUACUCCCCAUAACAUGCCAGCUCUCUCUCGGGCCCACGCUCGCUGCCCACGCCACGCUCGGCCUCUGCAACUCCCGGCCGGCGCCUCCGGCCUGCGCGCAGCCUUCCUGGAGCGGAGGCGGAGCAAGGAAGGCGGAGCUCGAGAAGUUCGGUCUGGGCGCUGCUCCUUCCCCCGAUCGAGCACGAGUCAGGACCGACCCCUCAGCCUCCCGUUUGGCAGAUUAGCAAACCCAAGGCCAAGAGAGAUGACACGCACGAGUCCAGUCUCCAUCCCUCUUCCCGCAUUUUACAGAUGAGCGUCCUGAGACCUAGAGAGAUCACAAGCGCGUCGAGUCUACAUCUUUUACAGAUCAGCAAACACUCAAUCAUGAGUCCGAGUUACAGAUGAGCAAACUGAGGCCCGCAGAGGUUACAAGCACAGGACCAAACUACAUUUCUCCCCACCCCCCACCCCCUUCUCAUUUUAACAGCCGAGCAAGUAGAGAGAUUAUGUGACUCCCCGGGUCAUGCAGGUAGUCAAUGAGUUAAAAGUUGGUUCAGAUGCCAUUCUAGGGACGCCACAUCCCUCGGUGUAGGCUGCCAUACUAGGUUCUGCACAAACCCGAAUGUGAGCAAGUGCCUCCAGCCUCCCCCUUUCAUGGGCUCCCUAAGAAGGAGAAGGUAGCCAAGGCUGGUAAAGGGGACAGAGGGAAUGCCCUUGCCCGUGCUGGUGCCCGGGGAUAGCAGAUAGGCCAGGAGGAGAGUGAUGGGAAGUAGGCCUGGGUACCCAAGAUGGAGUCAGCUGGGAAGGAAUUCCAUCUAGACAUAAAAAGGAUGGAGAAAAGAUGGUGCUGCCCUCUCCCAAUGAUCCAUUAGUCAACCUUAAAAAAAAAAAUGGCUGUGGAUUCAGACUCCCAGGAUUUUGUGAAUUAGACCUGGAAGAUGCUUAGAAAUGAUCACCCAAUUGAUCGUGUGUGGUAUCCCGCACCCCUCUGGCAGUCUGGUGAAGCCUAUGAACUUCUUCUCAGAAUCAUGUUUUUUAAAUGUAUAAAAUGAUAUCCAUGGGAUUACAAAGGAGACCAGUUAUA